CUUAACCACAGUCGUGACGCCAUCAAAGCUCAACUCUCACAGUUUAAAUAGGCAAAAAAAAUUUUUAAAAAAAGGGCAAAGCUCUUUUCUUAACUACUGUUUACUCAGAAUAGCAGAGAAACUAGGUUGACUCUUUGUCUCUCGUUGAUUUCGAUUUUAUCUUUCUCAAAAAAGAAUCCCCAAAAUCUAGGGUUUUGUUUUUGUUCUUCUCGUUUAACCGAGGAUAAGAAAUUGACUAUCAUUUGAGUGUAUUGGGAGGAAUGCAGUCAAAAUCUGAACAUGCAAGUCAAUUAGAACCAGAUUCGCAUGGUGUUCAUCCAACUGCAGUGUUUUCUGAACCUUGGUGGGGUAAUAUUGGUUAUGGUGCCAUCUCCGUAGGAGUGAGAGGAGGAAAUGCAUCAAAUUCAUCUUCAAUGGAAUGCCCUAAUGGUUCAGAGUCGAAAGAUGGGCAGUCACUAUCCAGUGGUGGGCUAAAUGAAGAGAAUGAUGUUAAUAAAGAAACACAAACUACUGCAUCCUCUCAAACAGUUGGACAUGGUGGACAAGAACAUCACAAUUUGCAGCCUGUUGUAUCUACCAUGCCUGCUAUGCGCGACAAAUGCCUCACACAGCCUCCCCAGCUUGAGCUUGUCAGUUAUUCAAUCGCAUGUGCAUCAAAUCCUUAUCAAGAUCCAUUUUAUGGAGGACUGAUGGCAGCAUAUGGACAUCAGCCUUUGGGUUAUCCUCCAUUUGUUGGAAUGCCUCAUGCAAGAAUGGCUUUGCCCAAUGAGAUGGCACAAGAACCUGUUUAUGUGAAUGCCAAACAGUACCAGGGAAUUCUGAGGCGAAGGCAGGCCCGUGCCAAAGCAGAACUUGAGAAGAAGGUUGUAAAUGCCCGAAAGCCAUAUCUUCAUGAAUCUAGGCAUCAGCAUGCUAUGCGUAGGGCAAGAGGUAGUGGAGGACGUUUUGCAAAGAAAACAGAUGCUGAUUCUUCAAAACGCAUGGCAGAAGAAAAAGGAACAGGUUCAGAUCCUGCCCUGUCAUCUCAAUCUGCCAGUUCAUCUGGUUCUGAACCAUUGCCUACUGAUUCUGCUGAAACCUGGAACUCCUCCCUCGCCCGGCAAGAAGCAAGAGGGUCCCAUGUGCAUGAUGCGCAUCAUGUCAAUGGCAGCGGUCAUUAUCAGGAACGAAGUGGUAGCAUCUCCUAUAACCAGGCUUCACAUAGGCCUCUUGCGAUCUAGUGAAUGGAGGACAACCUUUCAA
This is a messenger RNA of Durio zibethinus, 1242 nucleotides long. RefSeq names its product nuclear transcription factor Y subunit A-1-like. Gene Ontology annotation, cellular component: CCAAT-binding factor complex. The record is from RefSeq and is a predicted model, not a curated record. Lineage: Eukaryota; Viridiplantae; Streptophyta; Magnoliopsida; Malvales; Malvaceae. Gene Ontology annotation, biological process: regulation of DNA-templated transcription. Gene Ontology annotation, molecular function: DNA-binding transcription factor activity; DNA binding.